Molecule: messenger RNA, 3701 nt
Organism: Lampris incognitus (smalleye Pacific opah)
Lineage: Eukaryota; Metazoa; Chordata; Actinopteri; Lampriformes; Lampridae
Gene: kdm1a
Product: lysine (K)-specific demethylase 1a
Exons: 21
Coding region: 82-2595 (837 amino acids)
Biological process (GO): regulation of DNA-templated transcription
Cellular component (GO): nucleus
Molecular function (GO): protein binding; oxidoreductase activity; flavin adenine dinucleotide binding
Source: RefSeq, a predicted model, not a curated record
CUUUCAUAGAGCUCCGUAGUUUGUGAGCUGCCUUUGUGUUGGCGUUUUCGGGAACGAGAGGAGAGGCCUCCAACGUCCUCCAUGAUGUUGUCCAAUAAGAAGUCAGAUGCGGGCUCCUCUUCCUCCUCUUCCUCAUCCUCAACGGGGGCAGCAGGUGGGGAUCGAGCCCCAGUCUCUGAUGCCCUGUCUGGGCCUUCUGCCUCAGCCCCUGGUCCUGCAGAUGUCAAAAAGAAGGAGAGAGCAUCCCCAAGUGGGGAAGCGGGAGGACCCCCCAUACCCCAUCAGGCAGGCCCUGGGGGGAUUGACCAAGAUUCUGCUGAAGUCCGCAGGACAAGUCGCCGUAAGCGAGCAAAAGUGGAGUACCGCGAGAUGGAUGAGAGCCUGGCCAAUCUGUCUGAGGACGAAUAUUACUCUGAGGAGGAGAGGAACGCAAAGGCGGAGAAAGAGAGGAAGCAGGUCAUCCCUCCCCCUCCCCCACAGCCGGAGGAAGAAAAUGACAGCGAACCUGAGGAACCAUCUGGUGUAGAGGGAGCUGCCUUCCAGAGCCGUCUCCCUCAUGACCGCAUGACAUCACAGGAGGCUGCUUGCUUCCCUGACAUCAUCAGUGGCCCCCAGCAGACACAGAAAGUUUUCCUCUAUAUCCGCAAUCGUACGCUCCAACUAUGGCUGGACAAUCCUAAGAUCCAGUUGACUUUUGAGGCCACAGCACAGCAGCUUGAAGCUCCAUACAACAGUGAUGCCGUGUUGGUCCAUAGAAUACACAGCUACCUCGAAAGGCAUGGUCUCAUCAACUUUGGCAUCUACAAGAGGGUUAAGCCUUUACCAACCAAGAAGACAGGAAAGGUGAUUAUCAUUGGUGGGGGUGUGUCUGGCCUUGCUGCAGCCAGGCAACUGCAGAGUUUUGGAAUGGACGUGACUGUUCUGGAGGCCAGGGACCGUGUUGGAGGUAGAGUGGCCACAUUUAGGAAAGGAAACUAUGUGGCUGAUCUAGGUGCCAUGGUUGUGACAGGACUGGGAGGGAACCCCAUGGCAGUGAUCAGUAAGCAGGUGAACAUGGAACUGGCCAAAAUCAAACAGAAGUGUCCGCUGUAUGAGGCCAAUGGCCAGGCUGGUGAACGGUGCACAAGCGUGCCCAAGGAGAAAGAUGAGAUGGUGGAGCAGGAGUUCAACAGACUGCUCGAGGCCACCUCCUACCUCAGCCACCAGCUGGACUUCAACUUCCUCAACAACAAACCUGUCUCUCUGGGACAAGCCCUGGAGGUGGUCAUACAGCUGCAGGAGAAACAUGUCAAGGAUGAGCAGAUAGAGCACUGGAAAAAGAUUGUGAAGACCCAGGAGGAGCUCAAGGAGUUGCUCAACAAGAUGGUGACCACUAAGGAGCGGGUAAAAGAGCUCCAUCAGCAGUACAAAGAAGCCAGCGAGGUCAAACCACCCAGAGACAUCACAGCAGAGUUCUUGGUUAAGAGCAAGCACCGUGACCUCACUGCCCUCUGCAAAGAGUAUGAUGAACUCGUUGAGAUGCAGGUUAAGCUUGAGGAGAAACUUCAGGAGCUCGAGGCUAAUCCACCCAGUGAUGUCUACCUGUCAUCUAGGGACAGACAGAUCCUUGACUGGCACUUUGCCAACUUGGAGUUUGCCAAUGCUACGCCACUCUCCACCCUGUCUCUCAAGCACUGGGAUCAGGAUGAUGACUUUGAGUUCACUGGCAGCCAUCUGACAGUAAGGAAUGGCUACUCAUGUGUACCUGUGGCUCUGGCUGAGGGCUUGGACAUCAAGCUAAACACAGCAGUACGACAGGUCCGGUACACAGCCUCUGGUUGCGAGGUGAUAGCUGUAAACACUCGCUCCACUACCCAGACCUUCAUCUAUAAGUGUGAUGCAGUGUUGUGCACCUUGCCCCUUGGUGUGAUGAAGCAGCAGCCUCCGGCCGUGCAGUUUGUCCCCCCUCUGCCUGAGUGGAAAACGGCUGCUAUCCAGAGGAUGGGAUUUGGAAACCUCAACAAGGUGGUGCUCUGUUUUGAUCGUGUGUUCUGGGACCCCAGUGUCAACCUGUUUGGUCAUGUCGGUUCCACCACCGCUAGCCGAGGGGAGCUGUUCCUCUUCUGGAACCUCUACAAAGCUCCCAUCCUUCUUGCUCUGAUGGCUGGCGAGGCCGCGGGCAUUAUGGAAAACAUCAGUGAUGAUGUCAUCGUAGGACGCUGCCUGGCCAUUCUCAAAGGGAUCUUUGGAAGCAGUGCUGUGCCUCAGCCCAAAGAAACUGUGGUAACUCGUUGGCGGGCCGACCCCUGGGCACGAGGCUCCUACUCUUACGUGGCGGCAGGUUCGUCGGGUAAUGACUAUGACCUUAUGGCACAGCCUAUCACCCCUGGCCCCGCCAUACCUGGAGCCUCACAGCCUGUCCCACGACUGUUCUUUGCUGGGGAACACACCAUCAGAAACUACCCAGCCACAGUUCAUGGUGCCCUGCUCAGCGGUCUCCGUGAGGCAGGACGCAUUGCCGAUCAGUUCCUGGGUGCCAUGUACACACUCCCCAGACAAGCCACUCCCACUGCAGCCAACAACCCUCAGCAGGCCCAGCCUACCCCCAGCGUCUAAAACGGACUCCUUCAAUUUGUCUCCACUCCUCGGAGAACAUCAUAUCUGUCUGUUAUGAUGAAUAAACAUUUAACCAUACACUGUUAACAUGUAUGCCUAUGGAAAAUCUUGAAAUCCCCAGGACCUCUUGGCAUUCCAUUGCAUUUACUCUAAACUGAGCCUUUGCUAGGGUCUGCUUGGUUUUUCUGGUCUUUGUUGGUGAAAUGGAAAUUUGGGAGUAUUUCAUUUGACUUUAUCGUUUGGGAUGCUGGUGACCUUCAGCCUUUCUUAGAUUAUUUUUUUGGUGUUUUCCACCUUUAUUUGACAGUGAUAGUCAAGACAGAGACGGGAAAGUCAGGGGGGAGAAGAGGGGAUGACAUGCAGCAAAAGGCCCGGGCCGGAUUCGAACCCAGGCCGCUGCAGUAAGGACUCAGCCUUACGUGGUAUGUGCUGUACCAGGUGAGCCACCGGGGCGCCCCGACCUUCAGCAUUUCUGAUAGGAUGUGAGAAUAUACCAUCAGUCAAUUAGUUCCAUUUGAGGAGCAUUUCGAAAUGGCAUCAACACAGACAGAGACAACCCUCACUACAGUUUUUGACCAUGACAUACUAGUGAUAUAAUUCAUCUGAUGCAUUAGCCAAAUGGGAUUUGCCAGUCUUAAAAGAGGAUGUGGUACGCUUUCAGAUUUUGUGCUUUUGGACCCAUGUGGAGUAUGGCUGUAACGCAAGAUCUAUUUGUGUGCCCUCAUCUGAACGUUUAACUACUAGAAAGUGGUGGAUAUACACACACACGUACAUAUGUCACACGCCACAGACUCGGAGCCUACAAGGGAGAUGAUACAACUCGGUACCACUUCUCUCACUCUGCUGGAACCCUUAUUUUCUAUUGAAAAGAUGUCUUAAGGCUGAAUAAUAUUGCUAUGUACUGUAGUUGUAUGUGUCCUAAAUAUAUUUCGGUUGCUUAGUUGUAGUGAAAAUGAAGAAUCGUGUUAAAUACUAAAAAAAAAAAAAAAAAUAUGUUGACAAAUUGUGAAUGUUUUUUUGUUACUCCGGCAGCUUGUUUGAAGUGUAUAAUUUUUUUUGCAGCUGUUACAUAAGUUUAUAUUUUGUUUUGUUAAUAAAAGAAUUAC